UGGUUUUUUUUUUUAUUUUCUUCGCGAUUCAAUAAAAAUUAAAAUUAAUCGUUUUUUGUUACAUAUAAUAAAAAUGUGUAAAAAAAAUGUUUCUUUAAGGGAAAUUUUUUUCUGAAUAAAAUAAAAAUAGUGUUUUGUGAAAAAAAAUGAAGUUUCAAUGUGCGAUAAGUGCUUUUUUUAAAAAAAAAUGUGCCAUAAAGGGAAAAAUAUUUUGAAAUAUAGAAAAGAAAAAAAAAGUGUUGAAAAACUUGUGUAUAGAAAUUAACGGGAAAAGUUUUACCGAUAUAUAUUAUAUAUAUAUAUAUUCAAGAAAUUAUGGAUAUCAGCGAAUUUUACAGUGAAGAAAUUUCAAAACUCUUGAUAAAUGUGAAAGUGGAUCGCGGUGUAUCGAGUCAAAACCGCUUUUGCUUAAUCAGAAUUUAUGCUGAUUGGCUGUGGACGCGUUGUUCCGAGAAUAUGUUUUGGACCCACAUAAGUACACCUACGGGAAUUUUAAAGCAGAACGGAUGUACUUGCGGGAAAGUUUACAAUACUUGCUUACAAAACAUUUGAGACCACAAAGCAAGAUAUAAGCGAUUCAAGUUAGUAGUGACCAAAAUAUAAAAAUUUUCCUUUUCAAAGAAAAAAAAAAAAAAAAAAAUGAAGAAAAAACAGAAAAAUUGAGAAACAAAAUUAAUCGUUAAUUAUAAAAAGGUAAUUAGAAAAAUAAAAAAAUAAUAACUAAAUUAAAAAAAGUACAUCAGAAAUAAAAAAAAAAUGUUAUAAUUCGGUAAUGAAGAAUUAAGGAAAUAAAUGAAUAGAAAAAAAGAUAGCUGACAAUAAAAAAAAGUAAGAGGGAAAAGUAUAUAUAUAUAUCAGUUGGACAAUGACAAUCGGGAAUAAGGAAAUAAAAAAAAAUAAAAACUAUAAUCGUAUAAGUAGGGGAAUAAAUAAAUAAUAAAAAAUGACAGUAAAAUGAAAGAUUAACCAACAGUAAAGGAGAAUAAAAAAAUAUUUAAACGAAAAAUUAAAAGUGGAAAAACAAUUCGAUAAAUAAAAGAAUAGCAAAAUAUUAAUUCAAUUUGACGGUAAAAUAUAUACUUCUGUUUAAAAUGAUAAGUACAAAACAAAAAAUUGAAGAAGGAACAAAAAUGAUAUCUAAAAGUAGAGAUGGAAAAUAAUUGAAAAGUAAAAAAUUUUCUAUUAAAAAAUAAGAACGAAAAAAAAAUAAUAAAAAAAACGCGAAAAGAAUUUUUAAAGUUAAACAAUAAUUUAAUUAAUAAAUUCAAAAAUUAUAAUAAUUAUUAUUAUAAAUAAAUAUUACAAGUAUAUUAAAACAAAAUAAUCGAAAAAUAAACCAGGGAAAAAUAUAAAAAUUAUAAAUUUAUUAAUUGAAAACAAAGAAAAAAAUGAAAAUAAAUCGAAGGAAAAUAUAAACGAAAAUUUCUAAUAAUAUUAGAAGAGAAUCAAGAAGACGAAAGAAGGUAAAAUUAAAAAUAAAGAAGAACCCAAAAAAGAAGAAGAAAAUAGGAAAAAAUUUAUUCCAUUGUUGAAUGAAAUCGAAAUAUUUGAUUGACGGAAAUAAGAAUGCGCAUCUACUGAAUAUAAUCGUGAAAUAUGAUUUACGAUUGGAAAAUGAAAAAUGACUACUGUAUAAUAAAAAGGUGAUUUGGCAACGCAAAAAAAAAGAAAAGGUUCCGCACAAGUGUAGAAGAAAUAUUAUAGUAGAUAAUGAAUAGCGUUAGUUUGGUUAACUUGCAUAAUUGUACUGCACUGGUACUAGAUCAGAACAUUACUCUAUUGAUGGGAUUAAACCGCAGUGAGCUUUUGCAGGUCCUCAAGGAAGCUUUAGAUAGAUCGUUACAACGUGAGGUACUUCGCGAUGCUCUUUCAGAUUGUCUUCAAACAAAUCAACAACGACCCUUUGACCUACCAUGGUGGCAGAAACUCGUCUGGUCUCUUGUCUAUGCAAUAAUUCUAAUGGUGGCUACUGGUGGCAAUAUUAUUGUCAUGUGGAUUGUUCUUGCACACAGACGCAUGCGAACAGUGACAAAUUAUUUUCUUGUAAAUUUGUCAGUAGCAGAUUUAAUGAUGUCAGUUCUCAACUGCGUUUUUAAUUUUAUCUUCAUGUUGAAUUCCGAUUGGCCUUUUGGAAGUGUCUACUGCACCAUCAGCAAUUUUGUUGCAAACGUGACAGUGGCUUCCAGUGUCUUCACACUUGUUGUAACAUCGUUCGAUAGAUAUAUGGCGAUUAUGCGACCUCUUAAACAUCACAUGUCUCGCAAGAGGACAAUAUUGGCUUUGUUCUCAAUCUGGUUCGCCUCAGCCAUGUUAGCGAUACCUUGCCUUCUAUAUUCGACUACAAAUUCUCGAAGAUACAAUAAUGGAAAUACAAGAAUUGUUUGUUAUAUGCAAUGGCCCGAUGGAAGUUAUCCAAACAGUAAAACCGAAUACAUAUACAAUUUAGUAUUUCUCGGAGUAACAUACCUUAUCCCUAUGUUGGUAAUGGCUGUAUGUUACACUUUGAUGGGCCGUAAAUUGUGGGGCUCAAAAUCGAUAGGAGAGCAUACGCAAUAUCAAAAAGAAUCGAUGAAGUCAAAAAGAAAGGUUGUUAAAAUGUUUAUCAUUGUUGUGACGAUAUUUGCUGUAUGCUGGCUACCCUAUCAUGGAUUUUUUAUUUUCGCAUAUCAUCAUCGUCGAUUCGCAGAGACGAGCUACGCUCAACACGUUUUUUUAAGCUUUUACUGGCUCGCCAUGUCUAAUGCGAUGGUGAAUCCUAUAAUAUAUUAUUGGAUGAAUACAAGGUUUCGCCUAUAUUUCCAGCAAAUAAUUUGUAGAUGUUGCUGCGUGAUAGGUCGUUCAAACCUUCGAACUCGUCAAAUGCACGAGUUGGCAGGUUUUCAACGCUCUGGCAUUCUCCCAUCGCAUUCUGGUCAUAUGAGAUCUGUAUCUAUUCGAUGGCGACAUAGUAAUGCUGAAACUCACGUGCAAGCCUUAAAGACAAAUUCUCGAUCAAUUUGUGAAAAAAUUCAUUCUAGAGACGAUGUAGCCAUCAUUUAAUCAAGAAAAAAAAACUGUUAUAUAUAUAUAUUGUUAUAAAUGUAUUUACAGUGUAAGUACGAUGUAAUUUUUAAAUAUUACGAAUGUGUAAAUAAUUAUAUAUAUAUAUUUAAUUUCAUUAAUUUUGAAACUGUCCACUUGGAUCAAAAUAUAAAAAGAAUUUUUUUUUUAUUUUUCUUGAAAAAAAAAAUUAAAUAUAUAAAUAUCUAAUUGUCUUUAUUUUCUUUUAAUAUUUAAAAAACAGUCAAUUAAAGUCAAAUGAUAAAUAAAUCAAUAAAUAGAAAUAUAUAUAAAAAAAGAGAUUAAUAUUGAAUAAAUAAAAGUGAUAUAUUGCAGUAUUAUAUAGAAUAUAAUUUUGAUUCAAGUAUUCAGUCGCAAAUUAAAUGAAAAUGCUGUUUUAAAAUUUAAUAAAAAAAAAAUUAAUGAGUGCAUUACAUUAUUUCAACGAAGCUAUAAUGUGCGUCAAAAAAAGCGAGAGCAGUAAUUAUAUUAAUUGCUCAGUUAAAAAUUUAUUGUAUACAUAUAAAAAAAAAAUGGAAAUAAGACAUUGAAUUUUUUUUAUACUU
This is a messenger RNA of Leptopilina boulardi, 3605 nucleotides long. Its product is annotated as tachykinin-like peptides receptor 86C. Bases 1711 to 3039 code for a protein of 442 amino acids. Gene Ontology annotation, molecular function: tachykinin receptor activity. NCBI's taxonomy places the organism in Eukaryota, Metazoa, Arthropoda, Insecta, Hymenoptera, Figitidae. Gene Ontology annotation, cellular component: plasma membrane. The record is from RefSeq and is a predicted model, not a curated record. The transcript is spliced from 8 exons. Gene Ontology annotation, biological process: G protein-coupled receptor signaling pathway.